Messenger RNA from Salvia miltiorrhiza (redroot sage), 1717 nucleotides. RefSeq names its product phosphatidylinositol/phosphatidylcholine transfer protein SFH11. The transcript has 12 exons. The record is from RefSeq and is a predicted model, not a curated record. The coding region runs from base 161 to 1501 and encodes 446 amino acids. NCBI's taxonomy places the organism in Eukaryota, Viridiplantae, Streptophyta, Magnoliopsida, Lamiales, Lamiaceae.
CUUCAAACAUUCGCAAUAUUCCGUUGCAUUUGCACAUUCCAAUUGCAUCCCCUUCAAAGCAAACUCAAAACCCAAAACCGACGCAUUCAUACCCUUCCCUUUUUGCAGCUCUCUCUCUCAGUAGGCCUCCACAUUUUGUCUGAUCCAGUAGGUAAUAAACAUGCAGAAACCAAAGGAAUUGCUGAAAGAAGUGUUGAUUUCAGACUCGCCAAAUAGUAGCAGUAAAGCGGCGUCGUGUACUAGAAGAGGCCCCAAAAUUUCUCAUCCUCCUAUUGAAACUUACUGGCAGCUACCGCCCAUAAAAGAGCAGCGCCGCCGCGGCCUCAUGAAAGUUCUUUCGCAGCCAUUCAAGUACAGGUGGAGGAGCCAGUCUCAGAAACUGCUUCUCGAAGGGGCUCAUAAUCCUAAAGAUGAUAAAAUUGUUGAUGCGUUUCGUGAAUUGCUUUUUCUUGAGGGUCACUUAUCAGAGAAGCAUUUGGAUUAUCAUACUCUUUUAAGAUUCCUUAGAAUGAGAGACUAUGAUCUUAUGAAAGCUAAAGACAUGUUUGUGCAGUAUGUUAAGUGGCGAGAGGAGAUGCGCAUUGACACAAUCUUACAGGAAUUCAAGUUUGAAGAAUAUCAAGAAGUGAGGAAAUGUUAUCCUCAUGGAUAUCAUGGAGUUGACAGAUAUGGCAGGCCGGUUUAUAUUGAAAGAAUCGGAAUGAUUGAUCUUGACAAGUUUCUUCGAGUAACUACCAUUGAGAGAUUCGUGAAGCAUCACAUAUAUGAACAGGAAAAGACUCUGAGCUGGAGAUAUCCUGCGUGCUCACUUGCUGCAAAGAAACACAUAGCUUCAACCAUAAGUAUCUUGGAUGUGAAGGAUGUGGGAAUGAACCAUUUUUCAAAACCUGCUAGGUAUCUGUUUAUGGAAAUUCAAAAAAUUGACAGCAGCUAUUAUCCUGAGACACUACAUCUGCUUUUUAUAGUAAAUGCUGGACCAGGAUUUAGGGUACUUUGGAAAGUAAUCAAAGCGUUUCUUGAUGCCCGCACCUUGGCUAAGAUCAGAGUGUUGGGAUCUGACUACAAAAGUAGCCUAAUUGAAGCUAUUGAUCCAAGUAAUCUCCCGAGUUUCUUGGGUGGUGACUGUGCGUGUCGUGACACUGGUGGGUGCCUCUUUAGCGACAAAGGACCUUGGAAUGAUCCUGAAAUCACUGCAACACUUGAGGCAAUGCUGUAUACCGAGGAUGGGGAGGAAGGUGAGGAGGGGAAGUGUUCGAGCAAAAAGAGUGCAUUCUUUGGUCACAAUAGUUCUGGAUGCGAAGAUGCGUUUCCAACAGAUGAGAUCGCCAGAGACUCGAGGAAACAGCCUCUCGUACAGAAGAUCCAAGCUUUUGAGCCUGUCGUUGAAGAUGCAAAAGAAAAAAUCAGGAUGCUUGAAACUGCAUUGGAAGAUACCAAGUUGGUCUUAAAAGAACUUGCACAGCAUAUGGAAGAGCUGAAGGGAAUGACUAAACUAUCAUAAAACAGUUACUGCAUCAGAAAAUAAAUGUCACAUAUAUAUCUUGUUUGGCAAUGUCUGUUUAAUAAGUUUGUCAUGACCACUCUUUGUUGCUUCACUAAGUUUUCUUAAUCUUUUACCAAUGACUAAAAUCAUUUACACAAUCUAUAUAUCCAACCUAUUGUAAUUCGGUUUUGUGACAAUUUAGUAUAAUGAUUGAUGAACAUGAAAUCAACUUUG